AUGGGCUGCGGAUCGUCAAAGCCUGCAAAUCCAGCUGCCGCUUUGGCUAAGAAUCUGGGAGAACAGGGGCCAGAGCUAGACUGGUACCACCGUCCGAUAUGGAGCCAGCACAUUGACUACAUCUACGAGACCGCCAAGCAGAAUGGAGGCACGAGUAAGCUUCGCCGGAAUUUCGGCGAGUUCCUGAACAGCACCGCCCAGGAGUGGCUGGGAGUCGAGUACCCCGAAUGUGCAAAGGCUGGCACAACCGAGCCUUUCGAAGACGAGGCGAUGCCCUUUGGAAACGACUCCGGCCCUUGUAUCCCGACAAAGAUGUUUGUGACGCUAGAUGAGGGCUUCAGUGGCAUCGCGUAUGCCGCUACUCUGGUGGUUCACAGCCCGAUGGCAUGGAAGAGUGUCUCCGACGGCGCAAAUAGCGCACUGCCCGGGAGCAUCAUGAAUGCCCCGCCGACAAAACUUGCUCAGCGAUACCUGAGCUACCUUGUGCAUGGAAUUGAGCAAAAGGGAGGAAAUGUGAAGCAUUGUGUUCUCAACCUCAUCAUUGGCUCGGUCAUGAUGACUGCUCGAUACGAGCCUCACAAUCUCAUUCCCAGUGCAUCUCUGAUCAGCGAAAACGCGAAUGCGGAGAUUCCAGCGCCAAAGGUAGUUAUGGACGAGGAUGGUCCUGCGGAGUCGAGCGAUCCGCAGCUUGUCUUUCGAUCGCGCCUUUUCAUGUCGGUGCUAAAAAAUCUCGAAAACAAGUAUCCAGGGUGCACAAUCUGGGACGCCGGGAAAAUGAGCUUCAACGUCGACGACAAGCCAUACCCGUACCCUGCACGAUUUCUCGUCUGCCGUGACUUCGAGAAGAGAAACAAAGACGUGGAAACUGUUGACUACAAGGUCAAAGGCCCGUAUUCAGAGGGAAACGAAACUGUUGCAACAAUUCUUCGCGCGCGUAAUCCUUCUGAGGACCCUGGCGGUAUCGUAUGCCUCGCGAUUGUGGUCAAUGUCGACCCUGAAGAUCCUUGGCCCAAACGAGACAUGGACAAGCAUCUUCCCAUAUUGGUAGCAGCCUUCGCAGAAGCAUCGCUGCAUGGCCUGCUCAUGGCAUUUUUGAAGGGCUUUGACAGAUGUGCCCUUCGGAUCUGGGCCGGCCAGGACACGAGGCACUGCACAUUCAUCGCACCGCACGCAAAAGGGCAAACAGCAGAGGAUUUGCAGCAGUUCUCGGACCUGCUAUUUGGCGGCAGGGUUGAUUCGCUGAAGCCUGCGCUCAAUCCCGAAGAUGCCAGUGAUCUGGAGGAAACCUUUGGCAUCAAGCUUAAGAAGCAGCAGGAACAUCGACUCUGGCAGUCUGAGAGCCAUUUUCAGAAGAUACGCCACGAGAUGCGCGAAAGAGCCCAGGCCAACCCAGAGCGGUAUGAGAUGAUCAACGUGCUGGCAGGCCAUCAAAGCGCCGCCAAAUUCAUGGAAAACAACUUUGGCGACCGCACGAUAACAGAAGAAGGGGAGCUGCCGCAGCCAGAUCUGAAAGGUGCCGCGAAGCUCGAAAACAGUAAAGUUCUGGUUGCCAGAGACCCCAAACAGGAGCCGAGCAGCAUCACCGCCGUACUCAUCAGCAUCCCCUGCCCUAUUCCGGGGUAUAGUCCCCUGAUUGAUAAGGAAAAGACGUGGCUUCAGACACCAGAGAGCAAGAGAGCCGAGGAGGCGGUGAUGGCUCUCUUGAAGCAGUGGUACGGCCAAGGCAAAAUAUCCAAGGUGGAUUGCUUUACUCAGAUAAUGAUUGGCAUGGAUGCCAUCAUCUACCAGUUUGUCGAUGGGGAAAAGUUUGUUGACUACCCAGAGGAGCGCAUGGAGCAAAUCAGGUGGCAGUAA
Akanthomyces muscarius is the source of this 1854-nucleotide messenger RNA. RefSeq lists its product as uncharacterized. Bases 1 to 1854 code for a protein of 617 amino acids. The record is from RefSeq and is a predicted model, not a curated record. NCBI's taxonomy places the organism in Eukaryota, Fungi, Ascomycota, Sordariomycetes, Hypocreales, Cordycipitaceae. The transcript has a single exon.